Molecule: messenger RNA, 3052 nt
Organism: Dunckerocampus dactyliophorus (ringed pipefish)
Lineage: Eukaryota; Metazoa; Chordata; Actinopteri; Syngnathiformes; Syngnathidae
Gene: prokr1b
Product: prokineticin receptor 1b
Exons: 3
Coding region: 228-1385 (385 amino acids)
Biological process (GO): neuropeptide signaling pathway
Cellular component (GO): membrane
Molecular function (GO): neuropeptide Y receptor activity
Source: RefSeq, a predicted model, not a curated record
ACCACGGAGGCUCGUGAUGAAGGAUGCUGAUCGCCUCACUGGGAGCACUCAGCCUUCUGGAAGCCUUCUCUUCAUUGCUCUUUUCAUCAACCAGAGGAUCCACCUGACCUUCUGCUUUAUUCACCAGUGAAGGUGAAGCUUCAGGAAUGAUUCCCUAAACGGUGUCUUGCUUUUUCCAAGUUACGUUCAUCCUAACUUUGUCAGUUGACGUACCAAAGUAAAAAGACAUGAGCGAGUCAAACAUCAGCCACCUGCUGACGCCACCCUCCGCCGGCAAGGUGGAUCACUACCUAGACCACUACGAUUUGGACUACGGCGUCCCCCCUGAUGAGAUCCCGGACACCACGCAAGGUCAGGCCUUCUUUGUGGCCACCAUCAUCAUCGGCGUGGUCCUCGUCUGCAUCAUACUGGUCUGCGGCGUGGGAAACUUCAUCUUCAUCGCCACGCUGACGCGCUACAAGAAGCUGCGCAACCUCACCAACCUGCUCAUCGCCAACCUGGCCGUCUCGGACUUCCUGGUGGCGGUGGUGUGCUGUCCCUUCUUGGUGGACUACUACGUGGUCAAGCAGCUGUCGUGGGACCACGGCCUGGUGCUGUGCGCUUCCGUCAACUAUUUGCGCACCGUGUCGCUCUACGUGUCUACAAACGCCUUGCUGGCCAUUGCGGUGGACAGGUACAUGGCCAUCGUCCAUCCCAUGAAGCCCCGAAUGAAGUAUGAAACAGCCUACUGCCUGAUAACCGGAGUCUGGAUAAUUCCCGUUCUCAUCUCAAUUCCCUCAGCGUACUUUGCCUCAGAGACCAUGUACCCCCACAGCGGGACCACCACGUCCCCAACCACUCAUAAAGUCUUCUGUGCUCAGAUCUGGCCGGUGGAUCAACAAGCCUACUACCGCACCUACUUUUUGUUCGUCUUUGCCGUGGAGUUUGUUGGACCGGUCGUCAUCAUGGCAAUGUGCUAUACCCAAAUUUCCCGCGAGCUCUGGUUCAAGAACGUUCCCGGCUUCCAGACCGAGCAGAUAAGGAAGCGUCUGCGUUGUCGCCGCAAAACCGUGAUGGUCCUCAUCGGGAUCUUGAUGGCCUACAUCCUGUGUUGGGCGCCCUACUACGGCUUCACCAUCCUGCGAGACUUCCAUCCCACGCUAAUCUCCCGCCAAAAGAAUUCCCUGGUGGUCUUCUACAUCAUUGAAUGCCUCGCCAUGAGCAACAGCAUGAUCAACACCUUCUGCUUUGUCAGCGUCAAGAACAACACCGUGAAGUACCUGAAGAAGAUUGUGCUGCUGCGCUGGAGGUCCACAUACGCCCCCAGUCGGACUGCGGACGACCUGGAUUUAAGGACCGUGUCUUUGCCAGUGACGGAGGAGAUUGAAUGCAUUCAUCUGAAGUAAAGAAGCUCAUUGACAUUUUGGACUGGGAAGCAAUGACAACACUUAGGCGAUGUUGCAAGUUCAAGAUCUGAUUUUUUCCUAAAGUCAGAGUGGAAAAUAUUCCAUUCCUAACAAAACCACACCAAAACAACAUCAGCAAAUUCAACUGUCCUGUCUGCACACACAUACACACAUGCACACACAGUGUCAGAACUCAUGUCACGUUCACAGACGGUCAGAAAUCACAAAACUCUUUCACAACUAGGCAGUGUAGUGGUCCUGUCAUUGAGAUGGAAAGGUUGCUAGUGCUUUUAUUAUUCGACGUUAUGUCAGUUGUGUGUUCUGUGUGCAGCGUGAGUUACUUAGUGGUUAAUUUAGGUAAAAUUUGGCUUUGGUCCAAACUCCACUUACAUCAAAGUCAAAGAACGGAACUCGACCGUAACCCGAGGACCGCAACCCAAGGACUGCCUGUACUUACGUUUUCAGGCCUUUUCUCGGAAAAUAAAUCAUACAUCAGCGUCACUAUGGAAAUACAAUUAAACCAUAUCCAAUUCAUAUCUGAUUUGUAUACACAUGGGCAUAGUGCCACUUGAACCUAUGUUGUGUAAAUCCAGCCUAAACAACACUGGAUUUAGAUUUUAGACAUGAUGAAUGAAGCACAUGAGGCGACAAACAUGACAGUGGUGAUGAAGGCAGUUCAGUUCAGUAGGAAAUCAGUCCAAUGUUAUAGCGAUCUAAUGUGUCUUAUUUACUAUGGGUUGUGUAAAACUAAGACAGGAACAGCAUCGAAUUAAAAGCACAAAAUGAAUACGGUGCCACCAUCCACCAGAAACAGUCUGGAUUUUGUUUUUCAGAGAGAAGACAUGGCUGUUUGAUGUGUGUGGUAAAAGGCAGCGUGCUAGCAUGAAUUAACUUGAGGUUGUGCACCAAAGAAUAAGCGCAUUAGCACUCAUAAGGUCAUCAAAUCUUACCUUUAUAUAUUCACACAUAGGAUCAGCAUUUGGGAGCAAAUAUGAGGUGAAAGAAAAAGACUAAAAAUACAGUACAGUUGUUUAACAACUGAAACAACAUGCACACGCACAAUGGUGUGUUCAAGGACCAUUGAACAAAGUGUGACAGGUCGCUGUUUGCAACAAACAACAUAUACAGUACAUGCAAAAACUCUGUGAUUUGUAACUGCAUAUUAUUUUUAAAAUAAAAUGAUGGACCAUAUUUCCAACAUUGAUAUGCAUUUACAUAAAAUUGGAUGUAGUUUUUUUUUUUUUUCAUUGCACCUGAAAGCUUCCCGCGGCCCGGUGGUUGGGGAUCCCUGUUAUACAGUACUUUGGAUGUCUGUGUUUGCAUCUACGUCAAAAAGAAGCAUGGUUGAAGUUGUUAUUGAUGCUCCCGUCAACCUUUCAGAGUCAUCGUUACUGAUUGACGUUAUUAGAUUUGUUAAAUGUGAGAUGAUACUUUCUAUGAAUCAUGGGUGACUGCCAUAUAACAACCAGCACUCCAUCUUGCUCCUUUACAGAUCCACAGUGUUUGAUGUUUAUCUCUCGAUGUGUUUCAUUGGUGAUAUUGAUGCUGUGGUUAUUGCGUGCUGGCUUAUUGUAGUGACGUGUUUGCUGAUGAAUGGGUCUUUCUCUGAGUGAGCCAAUGACUGCUUUGUCUUAGAUUGACUCUGUAUAACAUACGCUUUCAUUGUA